AUGGCCGGAGCGGCGGCGGCGGUGGCCGCGGGGGCAGCGGCGGGCGCCGCCGCGGCCGCCGGGUCGGUGGCGGCGCCGGGCCGGGCCUCGGCGCCCCCGCCGCCCCCGCCGGUGUACUGCGUGUGCCGGCAGCCGUACGACGUGAGCCGCUUCAUGAUCGAGUGCGACGUCUGCAAGGACUGGUUCCACGGCAGCUGUGUUGGAGUAGAAGAACAUCAUGCCGUUGACAUUGACCUUUAUCACUGUCCCAACUGUGCGGUUCUCCAUGGUUCCUCUUUAAUGAAGAAGAGGAGGAACUGGCACAGGCAUGACUACACAGAAAUUGAUGAUGGUUCCAAACCAGUGCAAGCUGGAACUAGAGCUUUUGUGAAGGAAUUACGUUCUCGAGUCUUCCCAAGUGCUGACGAGAUCAUCGUGAAGACGCAUGGCAGCCAGCUGACGCAGAGGUACCUGGAGAAGCAUGGAUUUGAAGUCCCUAUUAUGGUCGCCAAAUUAGAUGACCUAGGACUCAGGCUCCCUCCACCCACUUUUUCUGUUGUGGAUGUGGAACGCUAUGUAGGUGGUGACAAAGUGAUAGAUGUCAUUGAUGUGGCAAGGCAGGCAGACAGCAAAAUGACACUUCACAAUUAUGUUAAAUACUUCAUGAAUCCUAACAGACCAAAAGUGUUAAAUGUGAUCAGCCUUGAAUUUUCAGAUACAAAGAUGUCUGAAUUGGUGGAGGUCCCUGAUAUAGCCAGAAAACUUUCUUGGGUGGAAAAUUACUGGCCAGAUGAUUCAGUCUUUCCUAAGCCAUUUGUUCAGAAGUACUGCUUGAUGGGCGUUCAAGACAGCUACACAGAUUUCCACAUCGACUUUGGUGGGACUUCAGUUUGGUACCAUGUCCUCUGGGGUGAGAAGAUUUUUUAUUUGAUAAAACCAACAGAUGGAAAUUUGGCCCUCUAUGAAGCUUGGAGUUCAUCUGUGACCCAGAGUGAAGUGUUCUUUGGAGAUAAGGUGGAUAAAUGCUACAAAUGUGUGGUAAAGCAGGGACACACCUUAUUUGUUCCUACAGGGUGGAUUCAUGCUGUGCUCACUUCUCAGGACUGUAUGGCUUUUGGGGGGAACUUCUUGCACAACCUUAACAUUGGCAUGCAGCUCAGGUGUUAUGAGAUGGAGAAAAGGCUAAAAACACCAGAUCUCUUCAAAUUCCCUUUCUUUGAAGCCAUAUGUUGGUUUGUAGCCAAAAACUUGCUGGAAACACUGAAAGAGCUGAGAGAAGAUGGUUUCCAGCCUCAGACGUACCUAGUGCAGGGAGUGAAAGCACUGCAUGCUGCUUUAAAAUUGUGGAUGAAAAAAGAACUUGUGUCUGAACAUGCCUUUGAAAUUCCAGACAAUGUUAGACCUGGACAUCUUAUUAAAGAACUUUCUAAAGUAAUUCGAGCAAUAGAGGAGGAAAAUGGCAAACCAGUUAAAUCUCAGGGAAUUCCUACUGUGUGUCCAGUUUCACGAUCCUCAAAUGAAGCAACUUCCCCGUAUCAUUCCCGACGGAAGAUGAGGAAGCUCCGAGAUCAUAAUGUCCGAACUCCUUCUAAUCUGGACAUCCUUGAACUUCAUACAAGGGAAGUCCUCAGAAGGUUGGAGAUGUGUCCAUGGGAAGAGGAUGUCUUGAGCUCUAAACUGAAUGGAAAAUUCAACAAACAUCUCCAGCCAUCUUCCACGGUACCGGAAUGGAGAGCGAAAGAUAAUGAUCUACGAUUACUGCUGACCAAUGGAAGAAUAAUCAAAGAUGAGAGACAGCCCUUUGCAGAUCAAAGUCUUUAUACAGCAGAUAGUGAGAAUGAAGAGGAUAAGAGAAGAACCAAAAAAGCAAAAAUGAAGAUAGAAGAGAGUUCAGGAAUAGAGGGUGUGGAGAAUGAAGACUCGCAAAAACCACUAAACAGGUUUUUUACAAGUGUGAAGUCAGAACUCAGGAAUCGAUCAUCAGAAUAUUCGGACAUUUCUGAUUCAGAAGACUCUGGACCUGAUUGCACUGCACUGAAAAAUAAUUUUGCCACUGAAGAGUCUGAAAGUUCAGGUGAUGAAAAGAAACAAGAAAUAACAUCAAACUUUAAGGAGGAAUCUAAUGUAAUGAGGAACUUCCUUCAAAAGAGCCAGAAGCCAUCUAGAAGUGAAAUUCCAGUUAAAAGGGAAUGUCCUACCUCGACGAGCACAGAAGAAGAAGCAAUUCAGGGCAUGCUGUCUAUGGCAGGGUUGCACUAUUCCACGUGUUUACAGAGGCCGGUACAAAGCACAGACCGCAGUGGCGACAGGCCCUCUGUCCAGGACCCCGGCAGCUGCCACAGCAGUGACCAUGAAGCUAGGCAGUUGUAUCGCUGUGAUAAGCCAGUAGAAUCUGGAUACCAUGUUAAGACUGAAGAUCAAGACUUGAGGAAUUCUUCCUGGAUGAAACAAUUUGAUACAACUUCCAGAUUUAAUCUUCAGGAUCUAAGUAGAGGCCAGAAAUACAUCAAAAAAGAAGGUUCAUCAGAAGUCAUUCAGAAGGUCCAAAGUAGGAAUUCUGUGGACAGCAGUGCCUCAAGCCUUCAGAAUGGAAAAUAUAUGCAGAAUUCAAGCUUGAGUGCAGGGGCAUGCCAGAUGAGUGAUGGCGGAGUGAGCCCGGAAAGGCCAGUUGGUGAAACUUCCUUCUCAGUGCCUCUUCACCCCACCAAGAGACCUGCAUCAAACCCACCACCUAUCAGCAACCAGGCAACAAAAGGUAAACGUCCAAAAAAAGGAAUGGCAACAGCCAAGCAACGUCUCGGCAAGAUCCUAAAGUUGAACAGAAAUGGUCACGCACGUUUCUUUGUGUGACGGAGCUGCUGUUGUGGCAUCUCUUCCCUUUGGAGACCAGUUUUGGGGAUGCAGGAGCCUGGAGCCCCAGCGUGCCCCACUGAAGCAGUUUGCAUGUACAGUAGGGAACACUGCCCGAAGAACAAAAUGAACCCGAUGCUGCAUUUUCACUGUGCCACACCCACUCAGCAAUAACCAUUUGGGACCUGGUGGGAGAGGACGAAGGAGGGUAGAACCUUAAAAGGAGACCUUGAACUGGAAAGGGUCUCUUGUCAGGGCUUGAAUUUCAUUUUGUUGUUGGUAGUGUCUUGAUUUAUUUUCAGUGGUAGGGUAAAGAAUUAUCAAUAAUUUAUUUAACAGAUUUUUUUUAAAGUUAACAGCUUUUAAAUUCUUUCUUUUUUAAAGCUAUUUAUUUGGAAGAUUUCUGGAGAAAUAUCUCACUAAUUUAGAUUUAAGAAUGUGAAGGUUUUUUAAAUUAUUUUUGAUAGUGUGUGUGUUACAUGUGGGGGAGAGCCACGGUAACAGUAACUAGUCUGGACUCUUAAAUUUGAUAUUCAGGUUAAAGUCUUAAACAGGGAUUUGAUGCAUUAAUUAUUUUAAAUUAAGAUGUAUAUGAAAAUCAUUUUAUUUUAUAUAUUUCAUGUGUUUUUUAUAAGCUAUUAGCUUCGCUUUUGCUAACAUCCAAGGUGCAUACUGUUAUCCAGGUUGAUUAUUUUAUAUCCCACCUCCCUCUGCGCUCCCCAUCUGUUUGUGAUGAUAUUACAAAACUCUUCUCUUUGCAGGGAAACACUUUCAUAGCCAAUGUAUAAGAAGUACAUAAACGAUCCUCCAUUUCUCAUUUCAUUUGACAUGGCAAUUUUCUUCUCAAUAUAAAAAUAGGCUUCUUGCAUUUUCAUUUUUGCUGGUGAUAUCUGGGUCCCAAAGAGAACAGCUUUAAUAUCUUUUUCCUACUUGUGGGAAAAGUAUUAUCAGUUUGGUUAAAUUGUCAUGUUUGUAGUUUUUCAAAUACAUUUGUAACUACAGAGGGCCUUCUUCGUACUGCUGGUGUUGGAGGGCACGGCUGAUGCCUGCCACAGAGGGUAUAUUUUAUGACGCUUUUAUUCUGUGAUUUAUUGGAGAAUAUGGUUUGAUGUAGUAUAUUCAAAUCUGCAUAAUAAGCCGUAAUAUAAUAAGACUAUACUAUAUUAAGUUGUAUAGAAGCAAGCAUGUUGGAGUAGAUCUUUUGGGUGUGUGUGUGUGCGUGUGUGCACGUGUGUUUAGUUUUUUAUUUCUUAACCUUCUAAAGAAUUAAGAUAUGAAUUUGGAGUAAAAUGGGUGCUUCUUGCGGUUUCUUCCAUCUGUCCUGACUUAACCAGUGCAUAUUGAGGUUAAGUAUCUGGUUGAGCUUUAUGGAUUCAUUUAUCUCCUUUAUGCACAUUUUUAACUAAAUGCCAGUUUUCAGUUGCUCAUAAUAGCUUCUAUUUUUCCUUCCCUUCCCCCUGUCCAUAGCAUAAACAUGAGUGAUUUUGUGGAAGGGGGUGGAGAUAGUCCCAAUUCUGAUAAUAGAGCAUUUUUUACAGAUCCUAUAAAGAAAAUAUAGACAAAUAGGAUAAAAUUUAUUUUUAUGGUGAAGAAAUAUGACCGUAUCACAGAUCUGUCUUUUUUUUACUCAGCAAGGUAGCAGGCCUUUCCCCUCCAUAUUCAGUAUCAGUUGAGUGUGGAAUGAUCUUUCAUGGUUGCAUUCAGAUGUGUAUUUUCAAAGAAAUAUUUCUUACUCUCUCUCCAUUCCAAUAUUCCAUGGAAUAAAUACGAAAUAGCUUAUGAAUUAAGCCUUUUUUGUCCCAGUGACUCAACUAAAGUCGGGAUCUUAGCUGGGUGUCAGGAGGAAUUUUAUGGAAUAUUAAAUGUCUAUAAAUGGCUGCUUAAACUCUAACUAUUUAAGGGCGUACAGUCAUCAGUUGCUUAUCAGAUCUCAAGAUGUUAAAAAUUUUGGGUUUGACUGAUUUUCCCACCUUCCCCACACAAUAUAUUACUAUGAUAUUUUGGUUUCCUGUAGAUACCACUUUAGUGUUAUAGUACACAUUUUGGUUUUGGUUAAAGAUCUAUGAAUUACUAAAAAAAAAGAAGAAUUAUAAUUUCUUUUUCCAGCAACAUCAUGAUCUGUGUUUUUUUGUUUUCUUUACAUUUUUCACAGCUCGUAAGUUUUUUUAAUUUCCUGACUUUCCCCCUUUAGCCCAAAGAUUUAAAUAAAACAAUAUAUUUUUAUGAAUUAAAAUUGUGUCCAAUAUCCACCCUGUGUACUUAGGCCAGUAAAUGCUAAUUUUAAGGAGCCAGUAUGUAGAACUUCUAAGCGAAAGGUACUGUGGAUUCUCUUUUUUAGCCCAUUAACUAAGUUAAGAAAAACUUUCAAUAAGGUGAUAAAACCACUAAAACACAAUACAUGUAUCUUUUUUGAAUUGGUGAAAAUUUAGCUAUUUAUCCUGCUCAAACCUCUUAUAAAGUUGCUUUUAUAAAGUUGUGCUUCUCUUAUCUCACAGAAGUGACUGGACUUUGAGGAAGCUGCAGCCAGUAUCUGGAACUCAACCGUAAGAGACACUGUUCCUCUUUCCCUCAGUCGCUCAAACAAUACUGCGGUCCAGACACUAUAGAGAGGAAGACAGUAACAUAGGCAUUUAGCUAGUUAUAAGCAAUUACAAAUAUGUAAAACAGUUAGGAAUGAAUGAAUGAAUUUUAGUUGUAGUAAUACAUAAUCAUCUUCCUAUAUCAAUGCAAACAAGUGACUGUUAACAGGGAUCCCCUGUACUUCAACUAACAAUGUCUUAUUAUGCUGUCAGUGUCCAGUAUUGAUUAAUAAUGUAAGCCGGCCAAAGUAGCAGUUUAUACAAGUUCAGUAGCCUGAACUUCAUAAGCAUCAGUUAACUUUUAAAAGUCUAAAUUUUUAAAUUCUGAGCAAAUUCAUAAACAGAGAGAAAACUACCCCGUCAUUAUCACCACUUAAAUACUGAGCUUGAAUACUAUUCUAUUUUUUAAUAAUGCUAAUUAUUGCCUUUUUAAUGAACUCUACUGUAUUUAUUCAUAUGAGAUCAGCAUCUACUGUGCAGUCAAGCACUACUUAGUUCUGUGGGGAAUAUAAAGUUGAUGCUGUCGUCUCUGCCCUUGGAGGCGUCUUCUCCAGGAAAUAAGCAGUAUUAUCUCACGACUACAGCCUACACAGACUCAAACGAGAGGUCCCAUUUAUAAAGAAAGCAGUAUAACUUUAUUAGCCUCAACCUACUAUACAACUAUAGAAGUGGAAGUGAAAAAAAUUUGCUUUUAUUUUAAAAAUUUAAAAACAUUUUAAAGGAGUGUUGUUAGUAGGGGAGGGAGCAGAAAACCUGGGUUUUGACCAUUUGCUUAUCAACUUGUGACCUUAAAUAAGUCGCUUAUUCUCCUGAGUCUUAGUUUUCUCAAUUGUAAAUUUGGAUAAAAAUGUGUUUAAGAAAAACAGGAAGCACUCUUUAAUCUACUAACACUUCAUACUUGCUGAGAAUCUGUCAUUAUUCAAGUUAAAACUAAUAAUGAAUGUACAGGUAUAUGCAUUUUUAAAUGAAAACUGCUGUUACACAUAAAACUUGUUUCAUAUCAAAUAUAUGCCCAGAGCAUACUGCCUGGAAGCUCUCAUAAUAAGGUGCUGAAUUAAAAUCAGAACCAGUGCUUGAUUACAAGAAAAAAGAAAGUUUGUGGAUAAGAGUGAGACUGUUUACCCCUCAUCAUUAAGAUGAUUUUAGAUAAUGGAAAGAUAGUUUUAGGUUUUUCUCAAAAAGGAACUAGGACAAUACUGCCCUGCUGAGUCUGUGUACACUUAAAGCACUAGAUAAAGAUAAACAAAGCCGUGGAAUUUAAAUGAUCUAGUAAACACCCUUGGACCUGAUUGGGGGUGGGAAAGAUGUUCAGAAAGAUGGGAUUCACCCACUGUAGACAGUGCAGGGCUGGCUUUCAACAACUUGUUCGGGGAAGAGAGAGGCUGCUGUAGGAAGUGUCAGGAAGGAGCCUUGACAUCUUCCAAAGAAAAUUCCCCUCUUUUUGAGAGAUACUCUUUAAUGAUAAGACGAAGAAUGGGUGAAUAAGCAUGUGGCCCGGUACACUAUUGCCAGAAAUAAAUGUUGCAGGUAGAAACAUUUUAUGAUUUAACAUUAAAAGACCAGGGGUUUAUAAUACAAAUCUGACUUUUUAAAUAAAAAUCCACGGUUCUCAUUAAACAAGAGAAGCUAAAGAUGGCCAAUCAUUUUUGGAUGCUCUUGGACCGUCAUCUAAAGUGAUCUUGAGAAGGUUGAGUGUAAGAUCUUUAGCUGAGAAGAGAGUGACGCCAGUAAAUAAAGGAGCCAGGUGAAGCCCAGGCAGGGCUUCCCUGGGGUGGCAGUGGAUCCAGCCCCUCACACCUUGCUUCCUCGAAAGCCCCUGGUCUGUGGUGCGCGCAACCUCUGGCCGUGCCAAGGAUGUUGAUGUGCUUACUCUAGCAGCUGGGAGGAGAGAGGGAAGAAGUAGUAGACUCACUACACUGCUGUUGAGCGUGAUGGAACUUGAAUGCUGUAGCCUUACCAAAAACCCUCCCUUUAUUUUAAUUUGCUUUUCAGUGAGCGUCAUGCCAUAAUUAAAAUAGUUGAUACUCCUUGCCUAUAUAAAUUUUUCAAUUAAGGUCAUUAAGAACAAAUGUCUACUUCCAAAGCAUUUAGCCUAUUGUGAUUGACAGUGCUCUUAUGCUGUGCUACUCCUUUACCUGUCUUCUGCCCCUUAGAGCCUCCCGCUCACACCUGGUGCCCCUUCAAGUAUCCUAAAGCUUCAUCUUCACAAAUGCGAUGUUCAGGUUUUUUGUUAAAAACCAUUUGAAACUGUAUUCAGUGAUUCUUCCAACAAGUUUAUCUGCUCUGCACUAUUUCACUAAUAAACCCUUGCUACUACGUAGCCUUGACCUCCAAGUAGUUUACCUAUGCAAGACCUGUGACAUCGUGAGUUCACUUUUCUUUAUUUCAGAAAGCAAUCCUAGAUGGAACUUAAUCACAAAGAUAACCUUUGCCUCCACCCAGUGUUAUUUUGACCAUUUCCUUUUCAAAAUAUCAACCAAGAUUUUUCACCAAAACAAUAAUCAUAAGUGCUGGAAUAUAUAUUUUGCAGGAAUAAAGUAACCCAGCCAUACUCUUCCAUAGCUUUGGUUGGUAACAGUUACCAGAUUUAAGCAUAAUCUAUAAUGAGGAGUUGGUUCCUUGCCUAGACUCAUUUCUUCCCUCGAAGAUGCAUUAAGUAACCUUUUAUUUUUACAAAGCAUACAUAGAACUUCCACAUUAUAGUCAGGGACCUGAGGUGUAACUUGCUAAGUGAACCCCAAGGUUAUUUAUCUUGCAAAAGAAACCUAAACCAAACUAAGGGCCUUACAGUGAUGGUUAGACUGAAUCAAAGCUAUAACCUCAGUUUCUCCAAAAACAGCUUCUGACUGCACAAGCACGUCACACAGUUGUUACGUAUGAAAGAGCACUGACCAGGAAGCGCGCGCGGGUCCUUGCGGGCUGUUUCCUUCGGAAAAGACUUUUCUACUUUUACUAUAAAUUAAGCCAUAACAGUUUCAUGCUGUGGAAAGAGGGUGAAAAGGUUCAUUUUAAGAGAUUAUAUAAUAAGAAUUUUCACAUUUACUGUGAAAUGUCUGACUUUGCCAGUGCUUCAGCAGGUUUGUGUUUUUUUUUUU
This is a messenger RNA of Talpa occidentalis (Iberian mole), 8503 nucleotides long. RefSeq names its product lysine demethylase 7A (gene KDM7A). Gene Ontology annotation, biological process: protein demethylation; regulation of transcription by RNA polymerase II. NCBI's taxonomy places the organism in Eukaryota, Metazoa, Chordata, Mammalia, Eulipotyphla, Talpidae. The transcript is spliced from 20 exons. Bases 1 to 2829 code for a protein of 942 amino acids. Gene Ontology annotation, molecular function: transcription coregulator activity; histone demethylase activity. The record is from RefSeq and is a predicted model, not a curated record.